This is a messenger RNA of Triticum urartu, 1656 nucleotides long. The record is from RefSeq and is a predicted model, not a curated record. Lineage: Eukaryota; Viridiplantae; Streptophyta; Magnoliopsida; Poales; Poaceae.
CGCGGGCUUACCCCUCGCCAGUCGCCAGUUGCCGACCAUGGAGAAGGAGGCCGCGGGGGAGGCGCGCGAAUCCCAUGGGUACGCCCGGAAGCGGGCACGGAGCGGCGGCGGCGGCGGCGGUGGCAGCGAGGAUUUCAUCACCAGACUCCCCGACGACAUCCUCGGCAUCACCAUCUCCCUCCUCCCCACCAAGGACGGUGGCCGCACGCCCAUCCUCUCCCGCCAAUGGCGCCACCUCUGGCGCUCCGCGCCUCUCAACCUCGAGGUCAGCACCCGACCCCCCGGCGCCGCCGGCCCCGUCCCCACUCCCUCCCGCGUCCCACCCUCCGCUGUCUCCCAGAUAAUCUCCCAGCACCAGGGCCCCGCGCGCCGGUUCUCCUUCCACUGCCGCGGCGCCGACGACCUCUGCGCCCAGGCGGAGAGCUGGCUUCACUCCCGGGCCCUCGCCAACCUCGAGGAGCUCGACAUCGCUCACGCCAGCCCCCGGCUGCUGGCAUCAGUGUUCCGCUCCGCAUCCACCACCAUCCUGGCUGCCAAGAUCAACGGUUGUGAUUUCCCCGGCGAGAUUGUGCCGGCCAUGAAUUUCCCCAAUCUCAAGAAGCUCACCCUGUUUCACACUUCCAUCUCGGAGGACGUCUUGCACGCGCUGCUCUCCGGCUGCCAUGCCUUGGAGAGCUUAUACAUGGCCGAAGUUUCUGCUGCUGGUCGCCUCCGUGUUAGCUCGCCGACUCUUAAGACCAUUAUCUUCAGUCAUAGCUCUAGUGAAAUGGUGGAGAUAUUGGGCCCUUUCAUAGCCGCCGUCUCCAAUAUCCUACUCUUCCAGGGAAUAAGCCCGGUCAGCUCGGCAAACUCCAUGCGCACCGUAAAGGUUUUGGCUCUCAGAUCUUCUGCAGAUAAGCUGCAUGCAGUUCUUAACAUUCUCAGGUGGUUUCCCUGUUUGGAGAGGCUCCAUGUCACCUUUGGUAAACACCAUGAUAUGGAUCAGCAAAAUGAGCCUCAGCAUGACCCACUACAUCCAAUCGAAUGCCUUGAGGCCCAUCUCAAAAAAGUGGUGUUUAAGCCAUUCGAGGGCUAUGGGAAACAGGUUGAAUUUGCCAGGUUCUUUGUAUUGAAUGCAAAGGUGCUAGACAAAAUUGAAUUUGAAGCGUAUAAUCACUACGGCAUUGAAAUGGUGGGUUAUGAGCACAAGCUGCUACAAGUGGAAAACAGAGCCUCUCGACACGCUCGGUUUGUAUUCAAGACUAUUUCAUACUGACCGAGUACCAUGUCAAUAAGCAUAACCAUGAUUGGUCGGUCAGUAGCCGACCCCUUCCGACAGUCUCUUGUGCUCAUUCGGUAGAUGGUGUUGAUACCUGAAGAUUACACCAUCUUCCACUGUCUGCUCUGUUUCUAGUCUAUAGUUGCUUUGUAGUUCCAGUAACUUAUUGUAUUGAAGUUUGAGUUUACUGAAUGUAACUUAGUGCCAUCUGUCUUGUACAAAUUAGCUACUCCCUCUGUAAAGAAAUAUAAGAUCUUGUAGAUCAGUAGCUAGUAAUUUUACUCUUUCCUAGAGCAAGUAAAGCAUUGGAUUUGGCCAAGGACCUGGAAAUAAUGUUGGCUUUGGCAGGGAUCCUUGUGUGUACUGCUUCAUGCUUGUCAACUUGUUUUCUGCAUUAC